CCCUGAACCCGAGCGGAAACGCGGAAGUGCAGCGGUGCGCCUGCAGCGAGCUCCGCGUCCGGAUCCUCCGCGCUCGUUCCGCGUCCGGAUCCUCCGCGCUCGUUCCGCGCUGCUGCUCGUGUCCGAGGCGCUCCUCAGGAUGGAGAGAAGGUCGCUGCGCGGAGCGGCGCUGGCUCUGCUCGUAGCUGCGGCCGUCGCACAGGUGAACGGAGUGGGGAAGGCCACCGGCGUGCAGGUGAGGCCGGGUCCAAAGCGGGUGCGUGCGUGUAUCUGGAGCGAAGUGGAGAUUCUGGGCUUUGACUGGAAGAACUGCGGGAAGGACGACGAUCCCGCUGUGAUGAAGAGCCUGACGCUGUCUCCAGAUCCAAUCCAGAUCCCAGGAGACCUGAACGCCUCUGCCUCUGGAUCCACAUCUGUGGAGCUGAAGGCUCCUCUGUGUGUGAACGUGACUCUGGAGAAGGAGGUGGCUGGUUUCUGGGUGAAGGUCCCCUGCGUGGAGCAAAUGGGCAGCUGUCACUACCCGAAUGUUUGUGACCUUCUGAACCAGCUGAUCCCCCCGGGUCAGAACUGUCCCGAACCGCUGCACACCUACGGGCUGCCCUGUCACUGCCCCUUCAAAGCUGGUUCAUACUUCCUUCCCCAGUCGGACUUCAGCCUGCCCAACAUGGACCUGCCGUACUGGCUCACCAACGGGAAGUACCGGGUCCAGGGGGUCCUGGGCUGCGAGCAGCAGGAGCUGGGCUGCCUUCUGCUGACUCUGGCCCUCCACUCCAGCUAAAAAGCUAAAGCCGAAGCAGAGCAGAGGUCAGAGGUCAGAGUUGGUUUAGUUUCACGAGUCAAGGGAACUGGACUAAACUUAACCUGAAAAGCUCAUUGUGCGUUUAAACAUGCAAAUAUCACACGUGCAUUUGUGUAAUUCAGAUCCUCAAACUGUCUUUGUUUCACAUGAAAUGAAAGGCAUUGUUGGGUUUUAACAGAAGAAGCCAAAGCCCAGAGGGAACCGAUCCUCCCACCAGCAGCGGUGCUCCUGCAUGAGCCCAUCCAACACAAUAUUCCCACUCCUUCACCCCAUGAGCUUGUGAUUGACUCGGGGCUCGGUGCCAUAAGUGUUGGGAGAGCAUCAAGAUGAGUUGAGAUUUCAACCUAACACUCAUCACUGAGUCAUUGAUGCUGAUGAUCAGUGGCCUCCUCUAAACAGGAAACCUUCAGGUCUGUUCUGCUUUUAAUUAGUCAAACUGGAUCACUCUGACUCAGGGUCAGUGUCUCAUGGGAUUUGAAUUACAUGUUAGAUAUCAUCGUUUUCUCUGUGAACAAACGCAUCAGCCACUUUGUGUCUGCCUUUGUAAUGAAAUGCUGAUUGUAACGUCUGUCUUCACAUCUGUAUGUUUUAAGGAUGUAGAUUUUACUGGUUGUGUGUUCAUCUUUUUUAAGUCGACUGGCUGGAACCUUGUUUAACUCACUUUCUUUUGAUCAUUUUGUUUACUCCAUUUGUUGAUUUUUACUUAAGUGCCUAAUUAGAUAUUUGAGUUGUGUUCAUGUAUUUACACACACUGCAAUAAAAUGAACAAGACAAGCAAAUAAAUCAGUGGAAGCUCA
Betta splendens (Siamese fighting fish) is the source of this 1596-nucleotide messenger RNA. RefSeq names its product ganglioside GM2 activator (gene gm2a). Gene Ontology annotation, molecular function: enzyme activator activity; lipid carrier activity. Gene Ontology annotation, biological process: ganglioside catabolic process; lipid transport. Lineage: Eukaryota; Metazoa; Chordata; Actinopteri; Anabantiformes; Osphronemidae. The transcript has 4 exons. Gene Ontology annotation, cellular component: cytoplasmic side of plasma membrane. The record is from RefSeq and is a predicted model, not a curated record. The coding region runs from base 140 to 778 and encodes 212 amino acids.